UGCAAUUUUUGCAGCCCAUGAAAUCCCACCUUAAGACAUUAGGUUAGCUGUGCGCUUCCUUUUGGUGACUUGCGGUGCUAUUUAUUUGGCAACUCUGCGAUUAGACUGAUGGCGUCGUUGCAGCGAAAACUGGUGAAGUGGAAAACGCUAUAAUACAAACAAACAAAACGAUUUGUUGAAGUAUUUUGCUUCUACUGAUUACAUUGGCCAACCUGCUCUACCCUUACCAACAAUGGCCUCAGGACUUGAAAGUUACGUAAACCAUACUGUUUCAAUAAUAACUUCCGACGGUAGGAACUUUAUCGGUACAUUGAAAGGAUUUGAUCAGACAAUCAAUUUGAUUCUCGAUGAAUCACAUGAGCGUGUGUACAGCGUGACGCAAGGUGUCGAACAAGUUGUAUUAGGUCUUCAUAUUAUCAGAGGAGAUAACGUAGCAAUUGUUGGUGAGCUAGACGAUGAGAUGGAUGCAAGAAUUGAUCUUUCAGCGAUCCGAGCUGAACCACUUAGCUCUGUAGCGCAUUAAAAUAAAUUUAAAAAAAUUUUAAA
This is a messenger RNA of Neodiprion virginianus, 546 nucleotides long. Its product is annotated as U6 snRNA-associated Sm-like protein LSm8. The coding region runs from base 233 to 523 and encodes 96 amino acids. Gene Ontology annotation, cellular component: precatalytic spliceosome; U4/U6 x U5 tri-snRNP complex; U6 snRNP. Gene Ontology annotation, biological process: mRNA splicing, via spliceosome. Gene Ontology annotation, molecular function: RNA binding. Lineage: Eukaryota; Metazoa; Arthropoda; Insecta; Hymenoptera; Diprionidae. The record is from RefSeq and is a predicted model, not a curated record. The transcript is spliced from 4 exons.